Messenger RNA from Trichobilharzia regenti, 1947 nucleotides. Lineage: Eukaryota; Metazoa; Platyhelminthes; Trematoda; Strigeidida; Schistosomatidae. The record is from the annotation of a GenBank genome assembly.
UAUAUAUAUAUAUAUAUAUAUAUACUCAAAUUAUCUAAUUUUACACAUUUUCACAAUAUUCGCUUAUUAAUUGUCAAAAUAUACUGAAAUCAUUUAGUAGAACAAGUUUCAAUUCGGCGCAUUUGGAUUGGAGUUGUUUGAAGAAACCUCCUUGUUUCUGUAUGUUUAUAAUUGAAAAAUUGCCUUUCAUCACAUUCCUGCGUAAACUUUAUAAAUCAUGACAAUUUGGACAAUUCUUUGGUCAUCAAUCAAUCUGACAAAUUUCACCACUUCAUUAUUAUGUCUCAUUAUCAUUUAUCUACUGUAUACGCGCAUCUCAUAUCGAUUACCACCUGGACCUAUGGGUUGGCCAAUAUUUGGAUAUACAGCUUGUUUAGGACAUGAUGCAUUUCGUAAAAUUCAAUAUUUAAAUCAAAUCUAUGGUGAUAUUUUGUCGUUUCGUCUGAUGGGAAAAACAAUUAUAAUAUUGAACAGUUAUGAUAUGAUACAUGAAGCAGCAGUUACAAAUCGAUCAAAAAUUGGACGAUAUACCAUGACUGUAAAUGAUAUAUUAGCAGAGAAUGCAGGUAUAUCAAAUUAUGACACACAAAGAGCAAUGGAUAUAAGAAGAGCAUUUCUACGCCAUCUGCAUGAUGCUUCAAAGCCAUCUGAUGGUGAAAACGGUGAUAAGUCCCACCUAGUUCUACCACAAAGUUAUAUUAACUCUGAAGUCGAUAGAUUACUCAAACAGCUGAGAAUAAAACAAGGAAAACCAGUUGACGUUUUACAAUUAAUGAGACGUACAGUGUGGCGAAUUAUUUGGAAUUUUUUAUUUGAAACAAAGUGCCCGUUAACUGAUAAACAGAUUGACACUAUUUUAGAGGAUAUUGCUUUAAAUAAUACAGAGAAUCAACUCUUUCGAAUACAACAACUGCUGCCUAAAUUCUGGGUAAAACUUUUGAAAAAAGUGCCAGUUGCAAAAACAUUAUUUGAUAUUGAUGAAAUUAUCAGUAGGCACAAAUCUACACGACAAGUAAUUGAUAAUAAUACUGGUGACCUAUCAAAUACCAACUCAUUAUUUGGCCGAUUGAUUAAUAGUUCCAAUUUGAAUUUGACAAAAAAUGAAAUUUCCCGGCUUUCAUAUGAAUUAAUGGCGGCUGGUACUGAUACAACUUCACUAACGCUAACAUGGGCGUGUGAUUAUUUGUCAAGAACACCAACAAAUAAUCCUUUGAAACUGGAUUCAAGUGUUUUCAAUAUGGUACAUCGUUGGGCCAGCGUCGUACCGUUAGCCUUGCCUCAUUUAGUACGUGAAUCUUUUGAAAUUAACGGCUAUCAUAUACCAAAAUCAUCUAUACUAAUAUAUAAUCUUUACGCUGUGCAUAAUAUACAACUGAAAAAGUUCGGUAAUAAUGAAGUCAGCUCGAAUGAUCAAAUGAAAGAAAGUGAUAUGUCGAUACCAUUUUCCCUUGGUUCGCGAUCAUGUCCUGGUUAUCCUGUAGCAAAUCAAUUAGUUGAACAUAUUUUGACGGCAAUUAAUGAAGAAUUCAUGAUCCAGCAUGCUGUACGCUCACAUUUUGAAACAAUCAGUCCAGUCAAUCAAGAAAGUCUUACACCAUUUGGAUUAACUAGAGUACCACACAAAUCAAUGUACAUAUUUGUUACACGGAUAAAUGACUUAAGAAGAACAAGUAUUUAAUGAGGGAGACAGACAGACAGAUGGAAAACAAACGACAAGAUGUUACAGAUUGUCCACCGCAAAGAAACACCCGUCUAUCUGUCUGUAUGUGUAUACAACUAUCUUCUCACCAAGUUAUUUCUUUUUUUCUGAUAACUCAUUUGACUUCGAAUAAUUCACCGAAUCAAAUUAUAAUUACGUUGAUGUAUUCGUGGUGUUAUAUAUACAUAAUCUAAUAAAUUCUAAGUAAAAUACUCACCUGUUCUUGCUGGUAUUAGCUGAUGCUACUA